Diaporthe amygdali is the source of this 2256-nucleotide messenger RNA. RefSeq names its product OPT oligopeptide transporter. The record is from RefSeq and is a predicted model, not a curated record. Gene Ontology annotation, molecular function: oligopeptide transmembrane transporter activity. The transcript is spliced from 3 exons. Gene Ontology annotation, cellular component: fungal-type vacuole membrane. Lineage: Eukaryota; Fungi; Ascomycota; Sordariomycetes; Diaporthales; Diaporthaceae. The coding region runs from base 1 to 2256 and encodes 751 amino acids.
AUGGCUCCUGAUAGGGGUCAUGAUAGCUCCGGUUACGACCGCCUUGGCGCUUCCGAGGAUGAUGUCCAGGGAGACGCCCUUCCAUCACGACAAUCCCCCGAUGAGGCCGACGCGCUCCACGAUGGCGACCAAGAACACCAGCCGCCCGCCUCAACACUUAGGGUGGCUAAGCCAGGGCUCGACGUAGAGGGCCGCAGUUUCACCCUCCGUGCUAUCGCCGCCGGCCUCCUGGUCGGGCUCAUCAUCUGCUUCUCCAACAUGUACUUUGGCCUACAGACCGGCUGGGUCAGUAUGAUGACCAUGCCGGCUUCACUAAUGGGCUUCGGUAUCUUCAAGACCCUGUCCCGGCACUUGGCGUUCCCCUUCUCGCCUGUCGAGAAUGUCCUGGUCCAGACAGUCGCCGGUUCUAUGGCCAUCAUGCCCCUUGGCUGUGGCUUUGUUGGGGUGCUGCCGGCCAUGCAGUACCUCCUGAAGCCUGAGGAGCAGGGGCCCGUCAACCUCAGCACUUGGAAGCUGGUUAUCUGGUCCUUGGGGUUGUGUUACUUUGGCGUGGUCUUUGCCGUCCCGCUGAGGCGGCAGGUCAUCAUCAGGGAGAAGCUCAAGUUCCCAAGCGGCUUCAGCACCGCCGUGCUGAUCAGUGUGCUGCAUGGGAAGACGGGACUGGUGAGGGACGACUCAGCUCCAAAGCAAGAUCACCAAGAGCACGUUGUGCCCGAGGGUUUUGGUGGCCGUCUCCAGCAGGACGGUUCUGCAGAUGCUGUGGAUGAAGAAGAAGGUUCGGAUCUUCGCAGGCAGCAAUGGAAGGCCAACGUCAAGCUGUUAUUGACCUGCUUCUUCGUCUCGGGGCUGUAUACCUUCGCAACGUACUUUUUUCCAAUCCUGAGAGAUCUGCCGAUUUUUGGAGCAACAGCAGCCUCGACGUGGCUGUGGACCCUGAAUCCGAGUCUGGCUUAUGUCGGUCAAGGUAUCAUCAUGGGACCGGCAACCACAAUCCACAUGUUACUCGGUGCCAUAAUCGGAUGGGGUUUCCUGUCACCUCUAGCCAAACACCAAGGUUGGGCCCCGGGCAAGAUUAGUGACUGGGAGAAUGGGAGUAAAGGCUGGAUCGUAUGGACCUCGCUUGCAAUCAUGCUUGCCGACGCCGUCGUCAGUCUCGGAUAUCUCGCGGCACGACCAUUGCUCCAGCGCGUGACCAAAGCCGGCGCAAACUUCCACCACCGAUGGCAGAACGGGGAUACCAGCCUCAGUCAGCUGCUUCCACCCCGUCACCAGGGCUACACCACACUCAGCCCUCAGGAAGACGAUAUCCCGCCAUCCAGCCCCUUGCACGACCAGCAGCCGCAGCCAGAGCAGCAGCAGCAGCAGUCCAUCUCGCACCUGCUGGCCGAGGCCGACCAGGACGACGCCCCAGCGUCGCAGCUGGUCUCGACGCGCACCGUGAUCAUCGGGCUGGCGCUGUCCAUCGCCUUCUGCGUGCUAUGUAUCCACAUCGUCUUCGGCGACCUGGUGCCGCUGUACGCGACCGUGUCGGCGGUGCUGAUGGCGCUGGUGCUGAGCAUCAUGGGGGUGCGCGCGCUGGGCGAGACGGACCUGAACCCCGUGUCGGGCAUCUCCAAGCUGGCGCAGCUCUUCUUCGCCCUCAUCGUGCCGCAGUCCCACCCCACCUCGGUGCUCAUCAACCUCGUGGCCGGCGCCGUCUCCGAGGCCGGCGCCCUGCAGGCCGGCGACCUCAUGCAGGACCUCAAGACGGGCCACCUGCUGGGCGCCGCGCCCAAGGCGCAGUUCUGGGGCCAAGUCGUCGGCGCCACCGUCGGCGCCGUGGUGAGUGCCUUCAUUUACAAGCUCUACACGGCAGUCUACACCAUCCCCGGCUCCCUGUUCCAGGUCCCGACCGCCUAUGUGUGGAUCUUCACGGCGAGGUUGGUCACCGGCCAGGGGCUGCCGUACAUGGCCAGGGAAUGGGCCAUCGCGUUUGCAGUGCUGUUCACCCUGACGACGAUGGUGAGAAUCUAUGCUACAAAUAAGAAGUGGCAGCAUCUCGUCCCUGGUGGGAUCGCGGUGGCCGUGGGCAUGUAUAACGUGCCCAGUUUCACACUGGCAAGAACCGUGGGCGGGCUGGUAGCUUGGUGGUGGAGGAGGAAGGGUACGAGGGAAGACACCCCGUUGAUUGUGCUCGCAUCAGGGUUCAUCCUUGGGGAGGGUUUCUUGAGCAUUGUCAAUUUGAUCAUGGAAAGUGCUGGUGUACCACAUCUGUGA